Lindgomyces ingoldianus is the source of this 582-nucleotide messenger RNA. RefSeq lists its product as uncharacterized. The transcript is spliced from 6 exons. Lineage: Eukaryota; Fungi; Ascomycota; Dothideomycetes; Pleosporales; Lindgomycetaceae. The coding region runs from base 1 to 582 and encodes 193 amino acids. The record is from RefSeq and is a predicted model, not a curated record.
AUGAUAGAGGAUCUCCAAGUCAAUAGAGUACAAGAUCUGGGUAGACUCGUCCUUCCGGUUGUGGCGCACUGGGACUGGGGUUUCUUUCCGUGUGUUUUUAUUCGAUAUCUCCCGUUUGCACUGAUUAUGGUUAGUCCAAUAAUGGAACUGGUCAUAUUCCGAGUAGCACGCCACAUAAAUAGGUAUAACGAGUUGGAAUUCUCGAUAUCACAAGAUUAUCUUUCGAGCAGGAGGAAUAUGGCAAUUCCAAGUUUCACGACACUUGCUAUAUCUUACGUCAAUGUAGGCGUCAGGUUAGAGGAAGCUGGGGAGGGCAGCGAUUCCCAUAAAAGAUCCGCACUUGAAGCAAGUCUAAGCAAAAAGUCGGAUAUGUUCUCGUCUCAGAUCCAACUGCUUAUCCUCGCGCAUUCAGCCGCGAGCUUCAACAUGUUAGAUGUAAUUUACCUCCUAGAUGGUAUGAAUCCUUCAGUCGAUGAGUAUUAUCGUAUAAAAUUUAGCCUUGUAUUCGUAUUGCAUGGUCUGAAUCAAAAGCAGCCCAAUUCUCUUAUUCAGUUAAACGGUAUACAUUUACGAGGGGAUUAA